AUGCAUUAUUCUGCUUGUUCGGACGAUGUCGAGCAGCGAACGUAUCCAGCCUACCCGUACCCCUCACAAAUUGCGCCGAACUCUCCAUUUCACGCAGCAAAUUCUGGCUUGGGAAUUUCAUAUUGCGAAACAGGGCCUUCCAACAACUACGACCGACCGCAGUCGUCGGCCGAACUUUACCCUGCUGAUUGGACUGGCCAGUUGAUGCCUACGACAGUACCACUCGGCUACUCCUUCAACACAAGCCUAAUGACGCCAGCUACAUUAUGCGAGCCCUAUAUCGGUUCUGACGUUUCCACGUCGCCCCUUAGUUACUGCGGUCCACAAGCAAUGAGUGCUACGUCGAGUCGGGGAUCAGCUUUAGAUCUCAAGACGAUCCCGGAUACGAUGAACCCUCAGAUGUACAACCUUCUGCCAAAUACGCCUCGUUCAGACGCCGAUGUCAUGAUUAAGGAAGAACCCGACACUGAGUAUCUAGAUGGACAGUAUACAGAGAACACAAAGCCCGCGUCUGUGCCGCUCUUCGCCCCGGUGGCACAGCACGGGGCGAAUGCGUUUUGGCCCAAGCUCGAAUUUUCCGAGGAGGACGAUACUAGCGAACCGGCAUUGGUGGACCAUGAUCUUGAGUCCAACUUUUCAGGGCCUUCAACGUAUCCAGUCGGAGACUUCUCCCAGUGGACCAGUAACAAUACUUCGGCAGAUCAUGAGCAGCCAAGGAUUCCGCCUGCGAGCGGACGGGAAUGCACCAUAUGCGGCGCUCGAUUUACGCGACGAUCAAAUUGUCGGGAACAUAUGAAGAGACAUAACCCCAGCAACAGAAAGUCAUAUGCAUGCGAAAUCUGCGGAAAAGGGCUUGGCCGGAAGACGGAUCUAAAGAGGCACGUGGAUAGUGCAUAUAUCAGACGGAUGCAGACGAACCGGUCGGAGGUCAAGUGA
Messenger RNA from Aspergillus nidulans FGSC A4, 936 nucleotides. Its product is annotated as putative C2H2 finger domain protein (Ezf). NCBI's taxonomy places the organism in Eukaryota, Fungi, Ascomycota, Eurotiomycetes, Eurotiales, Aspergillaceae. The transcript is spliced from 2 exons. The record is from RefSeq and is a predicted model, not a curated record. Bases 1 to 936 code for a protein of 311 amino acids. Gene Ontology annotation, cellular component: nucleus.